Molecule: messenger RNA, 4101 nt
Organism: Hippocampus comes (tiger tail seahorse)
Lineage: Eukaryota; Metazoa; Chordata; Actinopteri; Syngnathiformes; Syngnathidae
Gene: maml2
Product: mastermind like transcriptional coactivator 2
Exons: 6
Coding region: 1-2385 (794 amino acids)
Biological process (GO): Notch signaling pathway; positive regulation of transcription of Notch receptor target
Cellular component (GO): nucleoplasm; nuclear speck
Molecular function (GO): transcription coactivator activity
Source: RefSeq, a predicted model, not a curated record
AUGGUGGUGGACUGCGCCAUCGUGGAGCGGCUCCGCGCCCGGAUCGAGCUGUGCAGGCGGCACCACUCCACCUGCGAGGACCGCUACCGCCGCGGGCAGGCCGAGAGCUCGGACCGCGAGCACGAGAGCACGCUGCAGCUGCUCAACGUCGUGCAGCAGGGGCCCGGAACACGCAAGAGCAAGGGCGGCCGCGGGGCUGCGGGACAGCCGCCACCGGACUACGGCGCCAGGCCGUCCAACGGGGAGCUGAGGGGCGCCGAGGGGGACCACAAGAUGUCCACGCGCAUAGCGCUGCAAGGGUCUUUACGGCGAAAGCUGGAGGGACACGCCCCCAAGCACAACUCUGUCUCGUGCAGUUUUUCCGGGUCCGACUUCAAGCGAGUCCGGCUGGAGACCGGUGGCGGUCUGGGGCGAGGCCCGUGCAACCACGGCUUAAGCCACGCCCACUCUUCGCAAGCCCACUCUUCGGCCGGCGGGAAGAACUACGUGAUGCCGGACGUGUUCGACGCCACCCUGAAGGAGAUGAAGAAGGAACCCGGCGAGGCGCAGUCUUCGUGCAGCCGCUCCCGCGCCGACGCCGUCUUUGACUUCAAGGACGAAGGCGGCGCUCAGAUCGACCCGGAGCUGCAGGACCUUUUCGACGAACUGACCAAGUCGGUGCCGCCCCUCAACGACUUGGACUUGGAGAAGAUGCUGAAGCAGGACGACGCCUUCGGUUUGGACCUGGGCCGCCCCGGCUCGACGGGCCUGGGUUCCCCUUUGGAGAGGCCGAUUAAGAUGGAGCGCUCGCCCGAUUACGCUCAGGUCCACGUCAGCUCGCCGCAGCUGCGACCGGCUUCGGCGGGGCCGUCAUUGGCGCUGACCGCCCCCACGGCCGCGCAGAAGGCCGGCGCCCAGCAGUCGGGACCGCCGAGGUCCAUGCCCUGCUGGCCGGAGAUCUCCCACGCGGAGCAGCUGAAGCAGAUGGCGGCCAACCAGCAUCAACCCGGCACGCUUCUCCACCAUCAGCAUCACCAGGCGCCGCCCGCCGGGCUGGCCGGUUGGGGUCCCGCGAUGGGCCCCGCCUUCCAGGACAAGGGGGCGCGGCCGAGGCUCCCCCAGCACAGCAAGGGCGUCGCCAACUGCCUUUUCAAGUCCAACGGCGUCCACCACGUGGAGAUGAAGCCGCUCGCCGCCAAGCCCACGUUGCAUUUCAGCCCCAAGUCGGUCCCGCCGCUGCCGCCCUCCUCGGGGCGCAUGAUGCCCAUGAUGGCGGGCAACAAGACCGCCAACCAUCCGCAGCAGCUUUCACCUCCCGAUGCCCAGAACCACACGAAUCCUCCGCCUCCGCCGCUUCAUUUCCAGAAUCAACAGAUGUCCUCGUCGACAGCUCUCCUGCAGGAAGGGACGCUGCCCUUCAAGCUGAGCCAACAUCAGCAGGGUGUGCCCCCUGGACCGAGGCUGACCACAAACGGGGGUGUGGGCCAGCCGCGCCCACCGCUGCCCCCCCACCCGCUGAGGGCUCCCGCCAAAUCUCCCGCCAUGCACAGGCAACUCUCCCAACUGCACAGAGCCGAGAAAGACACGUCGCCGGAUCAAUUCAGCCGUCAUCUCACCAGGCCGCCGCCGGAUUACAAAAGAAGUGUAGUGGGCGGGAACAUCUUCCCAGGUGCAAAUCCAUCCCAGUCGUCCAGCGCCGUCCCAGAGAAGGACCUUCAUUCCAUGUCGUGCCACCUUCCCGGUGGUCCCGCUUCCGAGUUGAGCUCGUCGGAGCACCGCUUCGACUGUCACCCCCCGUCCUGCAUCGGACAAUUCCCCAGUCCUAACCGACUAGCGCCAAACCAUAACAAGGUGCGAUUCCUGGGCCCCAACGCACAAGGGAACACCUUCGGGAUGAGUAACGGAACCGGCGGGCCACACCCGAGGCCCGCGGCCGACCCGCAUUCCUCCCGGGUGGCGGGACAGGUGCCGGGGGCCGUGAUGACCAACGUGAGCUGGUGCUCGGCCGCGAAGCCCGUCGGACUCGCUCGGCGAAACGACACUCUGGAUCUGCCGCUGAACCAUCAGUACCAGCAGAGACCUGGUGGACCUCCCAACCAGGUGGCGCCAGACCUCCAGAUGCUGAUCAGAGAUGCCGGGUCCAGACCCACCCAGGCCAACAUUAACCAGUCCUCUCCGGAGCAGCAGGUUCCGGCUGUGGGCAACUUCGCCGAAACCGCUUCGGGCGGCUACCAGAGCGCUCGCACCAACCGCGUCACCUUCGACUUCCUGCCCGAGGGAGACAACACGGUCCCAGGUAUUAACACAGACUCAGACUUCAUCGACUCCCUGCUCAAGUCGGGCUCGGGGAACGACGACUGGAUGAAAGACAUCAACCUGGAUGAGAUUCUGGGAAGUCACGCAUGAGCGGAAGCGAUAACCAGUGACACAUUUAGAAUUUUAUACACUCCGAUAUGUUUGUUUUGCGAGUAUACUUCAAUGUUUUGAUUUGACUGUGAAAGGGUUUUGUGUCUCCUCGUACUACUACAUGAUGUCAUUAUAGACCUUUUCAAAAUGAACAAGAGGUGCCAGGGUACUUCCACGGCCGAAAGCGAUUGACUACCGCUAACCUGAACUGACAACGACGAGAAAAUGUGCUGUUUUUGAGUGAUUUAGCAAAACAUUUUCUUUGGGUUGGUCCCCCCAAAAAUAUCUGCGGCAUUAGUCGGCCGACAUACAUAUAUGAUGGACCCACAGUGCCGCCAAAUCACCUUUGGCAGCCAUCUUGCAUUGCCACUCCUUAAACAUGCCCAACUUGAAUACAGUACAUUGAUUGAUCCGCGGAGCUUUCACAUUAUUUUCUGUCUCCAGCACGAAAUGUCAUCGCGUGUGUCGUUACGGUUCUACCAAUAAUUUUGGGAGAAGAGCUACAUGCACACGUCAUCGGUAAGGAUGCGAUUAAUUAUACAGUAAAUGUUCUCUUUUAAGGCGUAGCGCCGAGUCCUUCUCAAAGAUUGCAUCCCGUUUUCAGCAGCCUCAACAAUGAAAUGAAAGAAAAGCCCACUGGGACAAAACUCUCUGCGAAAUGUCAACCAAACUAAGAUAAUAUACUCUGCAUGGUUGAUGCAAACAGUGAAGUUGGGUCUUUGAGAGGCUCUCAUUAAUCCCUACACGGUAUUUUUUUUCUCCAUCGAACAAAUGUUUUCAGUAACACUGGCAACGCAAGAUGGCUGCCUCCUCUUCCGACGCGAGAGGGAAAUGGUGAGUCCAUUCUGCCAACUAACAAUAGCUUGCUUUUUCAUUUCGGCACCAAAGGAGUAAAUGUGUGCUAUCAAACAGAUUUACGAUCUUGUUCCUCCUAGUUUCUUUUUUUAAAUCACUUUACUUUGAUGUAGCACCUUUUUUUUCACUGCCUCGGUCGUUUACGAGUGGUGCCAUCGAAAUUAUGGUUAACGUCGGACGAAAAGGUCUAUAAGAUGACAAAAAGUUCACACUGUGAAAACGUUGCCGUGGUGUUGCCUUCAAGUUUUUCACAACACAAAAUGGUUUCUUGUUUAGUUUUUUUGUUUUUUUUGUUCUUUUUAACUGUUGUCCAUGUUGUGGAAGCUUUUUCAAUAUACGGUCGUUUUUGGAUGAAAUUUCAAUAAUGUCACAAUUUUUUCCACGCGCUAUUUAAUAAAUAUUGGGCUAUUAACAAGACAGUACUGUAAAAUACAAUAAAUAAAUCCAGACAUUUGACCAUUUCAUCCCGUUUUAUUUUGUUGUAAAAAUAGUAAUUAUUUUUCCCUCUAUGUUUUAAAACCGUUAAUUACUUUGACAUGACAGGAAAAAAAAAAUAAAUUUGAUUUGAUCCAAAAUAAUUUCAUUGAAAGAUUGGACAGAGUUGUACGAAACACUAAUUUUCCUCCCCCUGAGGGAGCAGGAGACACUUUUGGUAAGUGGUGUUUAUCGAAUUUAAAAUGUGACUGUAGAACAAAACCUAUUAAUACUUGAGUAUUGAGUCCAAUUAAUUUGUAAAACUGCGAAAAGGUCACCUGUGGUUAAGCGACUGGCUGGAAGUAGUACUUUGCUUUCACCACUAGAGGUCAGCAAACUGUCGCUUUUCAUUGAUGCUGCGUCCGAGAGUCACGCGGGACAAUAUCU